Molecule: messenger RNA, 294 nt
Organism: Austrofundulus limnaeus
Lineage: Eukaryota; Metazoa; Chordata; Actinopteri; Cyprinodontiformes; Rivulidae
Source: RefSeq, a predicted model, not a curated record
CUUGUGGUGGAAGGACCAUGAUCCAAAGAAUGAGAUAGUUACUUACCGGAUGACGUCCCACCUCUUUGGUGGAGUGUGGUCACCAWGUGCAGCAAGUUUUGCAUUAAGAAAGUGUGCAUCAGACCAUGCACAUCUGUACAACACAGACACUGUCUCCACUGUUGAAAGAAAUUUCUAUGUGGACGAUUGCUUGAAAUCCUCCAACUCACCCCAACAAGCCAUCCACCUAUUUGAGCAGCUGACUGACCUUCURAAGCAGGGAGGAUUUCAUUUGACAAAAUGGACCAGCAAUUC